CAUCCCCAUCACCACCGCGCACCUCGCGAGCAAAACGACAAGAUGGAAGAGGAAGAUGUCAACGCCGUAAAGAUUUCCAACGAGGAGUACAAGAUCUGGAAAAAGAACUCUCCUUUCCUAUACGAUCUUGUCGUCACAAAUGCGCUCGAGUGGCCCACCUUGACUGUCCAAUGGUUCCCUGAUCGCGAGAGGCCCGCUGGAAAGAACUACGAGCAGCACAGGCUGCUGCUCGGGACGCACACAUCGGGACAGGACCAGAACUACUUGCAGAUUGCGCAUGUACAGCUGCCGACCACAGCAGAAGGCGAAGAGGCCGAGCUGGAUACGACAAAGUACGACGAGGACAAAGGAGAGAUCGGGACAUACGGGGGCUUCACGCCAAAAGUGACUAUCCACCAAAAGAUUAACCACGACGGCGAGGUCAAUCGCGCUCGCUACUGUCCUCAGAACCCCGACCUGAUCGCGACAAGGACUGUCCUGGGCCCGACAUAUAUCUUUGACCGAACAAAACAUAGUCUGCAGCCAAGUCCGGAUGGAAAGUGCAAGCCAGACAUCAUUUUGGCUGGGCAAGAAAAGGAAGGAUACGGGCUCUCGUGGAACCCCCUCAAGCAGGGACAUAUUCUGGCCUCUUCGGACGAUGAGACAGUGUGCUACUGGGACAUUUCGGCGUACAAAAAGGGCGAGACAACGAUGGACCCAGUGACUACUUACCAUGGCCAUUCGUCUGUCGUCGAGGAUGUGGCCUGGCACAAUCUGAAAGAAACGCUCUUCGCCAGCGUCGGUGAUGACAGGAGCAUGCUGGUCUGGGACACCCGCGACAAGGGAAGCUCUCCAAAGCAGAGGGUUGAGAAUGCCCAUGCGAGUGAGAUCAAUGCUGUCCUAUUCAGCCCUGCGAACGAGCAUAUCAUCUGCACAGGGUCCAGCGAUAAGACCCUGGGAUUGUGGGAUCUUCGAAACCUCAAGACCAAGCUGCACUCACUGGAAGCGCACACAGAUGAGGUCCUUCAGCUCGCUUGGUCGCCGCACAACGAGACGAUCGUCGCGAGUGCAGCAGCGGAUCGACGAGUUAUGAUGUGGGACCUGUCGAGAAUCGGCGAAGAGCAGACACCAGAAGACGCCGAGGAUGGCCCGCCGGAGCUUCUCUUCGUCCAUGGCGGCCACACGGCUCGCACAACGGACAUCUCAUGGUCGCCCCACGCCGAAUGGCACAUGGCCACAGCGGCAGAAGACAACGUCCUUCAAGUCUUCAAGCCCAGCGCCACAGCCCUCGGUGACGACGGAGGCGACGUGCCCGAAGGGGAGCUCGAGUAGAGGAACUGUAGAAUAGGCGAAAAGAGAAUUAUUUUUUGUGCGCGCA
This is a messenger RNA of Acaromyces ingoldii, 1357 nucleotides long. Its product is annotated as putative chromatin assembly factor 1 subunit C. Gene Ontology annotation, molecular function: histone binding. Gene Ontology annotation, biological process: regulation of gene expression. The transcript is spliced from 8 exons. The record is from RefSeq and is a predicted model, not a curated record. The coding region runs from base 43 to 1311 and encodes 422 amino acids. NCBI's taxonomy places the organism in Eukaryota, Fungi, Basidiomycota, Exobasidiomycetes, Exobasidiales, Cryptobasidiaceae. Gene Ontology annotation, cellular component: cytoplasm; nucleus; Rpd3L-Expanded complex.